UAACGUUGACCCUCUCCUCGAUGUCGCUACAGCACUUUGGCAAGGGCGCACUCCGGGUAGCCAAGAAUUACACAAAGGGCUACUCAGAAACACAGGCAAAAGUCCGUGAUGCCACCUCCAACGAUCCAUGGGGCCCCUCUGGCACACAGAUGAACGAGAUCGCACAGCUCACAUACAACCAGGGUGACUUUGUGGAGAUCAUGGAGAUGCUCGAUAAACGACUGAACGACAAGGGCAAGAACUGGCGGCAUGUGUUCAAGUCGCUCACCGUGCUCGAUUACUGCCUGCACGCCGGCUCCGAGAAUGUCGUCAUCUACUUCCGCGACAACGUCUACAUCAUCAAGACACUCAAAGAAUUCCAGUACGUCGAUGAGGAUGGCAAAGACCAGGGCGUCAACGUCCGCCAGAAAGCCAAGGACAUCACCAACCUCCUCGUCGACGAGAACCGCCUCCGCGAGGAACGCCGCUCCCGCGCGAGCAUGCGCGACCGCAUGGUCCGCAGCGGCCCCGGAGACGAAGAUGGCGGCAGCGCAAAGUACGCUCCGCCCGUGGGCGCGCCACCGAGACGCCGUGGUGGAGGACCGGAUGACGAGGACGAGCUGCGUCGCGCGAUCGAGGAGAGCAAGCGCACGCUCGCGGAGGAGCAGCGCAAGGCACACGAGGACGACGAUCUCGCCCAGGCGAUCAGGAUGAGCGAGGAGGAGGAGUCGAAGCGCAACAAAGCCGUUGAAGACUCGAACGCCAAUGCGCUCUUUGACGAGCAGAACCAACUCUCGCCAAACGGCAACAAUUCCGCUCCCUUUGUCGAUCCCACUCCAUAUGCCACCGGCCUCAACCCACAGUAUACGAUGCAGCCCCAGUUCACGUCGUUUAACCCGUACCAACAGCAAGCCCAGCAGGAGGCCAUGCAGGCGGAAUACUUCCGCCAGCAGCAGGAGUGGCAACAACAACAGGAGAUGCUUCAGCAGCAGCAAAUGCAAGCUCAGAUGCAGGCCCAGCAACAGGCCCAGCAGGAGGAAUGGUUCCGCCAGCAACAACUCGCCCAGAUGCAGCAGCAGCAGCAACAGCAGCAAAUGCUCAUGGCGCAGCCUACAGGCUUCGGCUCCAACAACCCCUUUGCCCCCGCCCAACCAUCCCCCACACCCCCCAUGCCCUCUCUCAACACCUCCGUCUCAUCAUCCAACGGACCCUCCUUCAACCUCCAAGGCACCUACGCCAACUCGCCUGCCCCCGCAUUCAGCUCACCCUCCCCCGCAGCGUCCUCCCCCAGGCCCGAAUCCGCUUCCGCCGCCGGCGGCCCGUCGCGCAACGGCACGGGACCGCGCCCGACGCGCGCCGACGCGGAGCACGCGCACCUCGCGGACCUCUUUGCGAACCGCGACGACGGGCAGGACACGUUCGGCAACGUCGGCUUGCUCAGGUACGGGCAGACGGACCAUGGCCGGAUCGCGGCGACCAAGACGGGCGGGAGCCACAACCCGUUCCAGAUGCAGCAGAUGCAACAGCAGCAGCAGCAGCAGUAUCAGCAGCAGCAGCAACAGCAGGGCCACGACCAGCCGUUUUUCUCUCUCUAACCUCCGAGUCACUUUCCACUUCCGUUUUCUCUUUAUCUAAGUAUCCCGCACCACCUAUUUCCUUUCGACCCUGCAGCUCCAUAACGCGCGGUAUCGCUAUCAACAGCGCACCGUGCUGUCCUGUCCUGUGCCGGUACAUAUGACUCCCAACGGAUAUCUAGCCCAUCCUACUCUACGUACGGAGCGGAUGAUUCACGCCAUACACACACGUUCAUUUCCACCGUCUCUAUUCUCUAGUUUCUAUUCUCUAGCUCUCCCGUACCUCUCUCGUCCUUUUUCCUUUUGACUACAAUGUUUUCAUCUGUCAUCGUCGUAGUCUGACUCGCUGAAUUGAAUAACGC
Coniophora puteana RWD-64-598 SS2 is the source of this 1915-nucleotide messenger RNA. Its product is annotated as ENTH-domain-containing protein. The record is from RefSeq and is a predicted model, not a curated record. Gene Ontology annotation, cellular component: plasma membrane; clathrin vesicle coat; endosome. Gene Ontology annotation, molecular function: clathrin binding; phospholipid binding. Lineage: Eukaryota; Fungi; Basidiomycota; Agaricomycetes; Boletales; Coniophoraceae. Gene Ontology annotation, biological process: actin filament organization; endocytosis. The transcript is spliced from 7 exons. Bases 21 to 1574 code for a protein of 517 amino acids.